Molecule: messenger RNA, 1428 nt
Organism: Ostertagia ostertagi
Lineage: Eukaryota; Metazoa; Nematoda; Chromadorea; Rhabditida; Trichostrongylidae
Source: the annotation of a GenBank genome assembly
AUGGCCGGAGCUGCUCAGCGACAUUGCAAAGGGGAAAUCCCAACGAGAACCGAUCCCGGCGGAGGCAUACCAGAUCAAGGACAGCAGGGCUGCCCUCAUUACUUGAGACACAUACGUAAUGUUGCGAACAGCAAGACGAGAUAUGGCGGACGUUCCUACAACGGCAGAUAUACGGUACAAAUCAGCGGAUGGCAAAAUGGAAUACGUGUUCAUCAGUCUUCAAUAACAUGCCCUGCUCAUCCCAUCUGUGAAAUACUUAAUUGCUCCUUAUGUCUGGAAAAAAUCUACAAUAGUCAGUGCUUGACUAAGCUCGAGAUCCUGCUCGCCACGGCAUCCGUCAUGCUCAUCAUAUCAAUGUAUUGGAUUCUCAACCCAAUACUUUUCGUCAUCAGAAGGCUUAUCAAACUACUCCUACUCGUCUUCAAAUGUUUCUUAACAAUCAUACGGAAAGCCAAGAGGACUCAGAAACAAAUCGAUCCCAACUCAUUUUCCACUCCUUUCCGGACAUACACUCGUGCAAAGCGACGCCCACGCUCACUGAAGAACUCGGCAUUACUCAUCACGAUUUUGGUCUUCGUAAUGAGCGAAAGACACACAUACGGUUGCUCAGAUGUUGUUUUAAUAACUAGUACGACAGAAUCGUGCUCUAAGGUCAAUUCAACUCGAACAUGCACGUUCAAUCAAGGUGUCGUCCUGACCCUCCAGCCACUUGGCCAGGAUCUUUGUCUAUGUUUGAGAAAUGACGAUAACGAACCAGUCGGUCUACUAUCGCUGCGGAUAAAAAGUAUUUUCCACGUGUGCCAAAAGAAGAUUGAAUUCUUUACUCGCGAUCAUGAAUUCAACUCAGAAUCUUCCCACCGAUGCUACAAGGCAGGAAGCUGCAACCGAAUAAAUUGCGACAAUACCAAAACGUCAGAUACGAUAGCUGAGUUCAGCUGGAAAGCUUCUCACCACCCUGGCUUCACAUUUUGCAAGGCCAGCUGUCAAUGUCUGAUGUGCGACGGUUGCUUCUACUGUACGCCGUCAUGCUUAUUUUACCGAUAUUACGCGAAACCAUCAUCGGAUACCUCUACACUGUAUUCACCUGCCCAAUAUGGGAGCUCACAGUUACCACGGAGAUCACAUUUCAACUGCAUAACAAAGAGCCCGAAACACAUCUCAUUGUUCUUCGCCCAGGAAGAACGUCAAGACUCGGAGGACGCCAUGACAAUGCGAGUUCAGGCUAAUGAGCUGACACCUCAAACCCCAGGCCAGUUACAAUGCGCUUCUAAAACGGAUGCAACACAAUUCAAGUGUCAAAUGUCGAUUUUCUCCAAGGACAUGCCCAUGCUCUACGGGGGCCUUCAAAUCCACCUGCACGUGCCCAGAAGGAAAAAUGUCGAAUCAUCGGCAGCACAACACUCUACCCCACAACCAAGAACAUCAUAA